Molecule: messenger RNA, 1843 nt
Organism: Cimex lectularius (bed bug)
Lineage: Eukaryota; Metazoa; Arthropoda; Insecta; Hemiptera; Cimicidae
Exons: 11
Coding region: 108-1601 (497 amino acids)
Cellular component (GO): membrane; endoplasmic reticulum
Molecular function (GO): chloride channel activity
Source: RefSeq, a predicted model, not a curated record
AUUUUGCAAGAAAUACGUUUUUAUCGAUCUUUACAUUUUGAGAUAAUCGAUUGGUGGAAAGCAGAGAGGUUACAUCGAGCAACAUUUCAACGUAAACAAAACAAGAGAUGCGAUGGGCAGUUGGGUUGGUUUGGUACACUUUCUUCUUUGUAGAGGUCUCUUCGGCAGGCGAGCAGUCCUGGCUGCCGGGCAUGUUCGGAGAGGGAGGCUCCGAUGCAAAACAGGAAAGGUCAUGCGAUGAGAGUGCUUGCACCAUUUACAUGAUGCGAUUCCUGAACCAUCUGCUGAGAAGAACAAACUUGCAGGGUAUUCACCUGGCACCAGGUAUGGAUGUUAAAGUUCCAAUGAAGCUCUACUUCAACUCGACGUCACUGCAAAUCAUCCAGGCUUACGCUACGAAACGACGCCAUGAAUACACCUGGGCGGACCUCGACAAGGCAAUGUUCCUUUUAUUUGAGGAAAAGCUCGCCCAACAUGCUGAAGAGAUUGAAGAGACACCACGUUUUUUCCAGCCCGACAUUCGUCCCGAGUUCAUAAUCGUUGUAGUGAUCGGUUCAAUCGUGCUGAUAGCGUUCUGGCUCGUCCUGACCGGCGUCUCCCUGACCAAGACAUUUCUCCUCGUCUUCACGAUCGCUUUCAGCAUAGGUCUUGGUUUCACUUGGUGGAUUGAGAUUGAGGAAAAGCGAAUCGAGGCACUCGUCACGCUCGCAGAGAUGAACAGCAUACCUGAAGAAUGCAUUUCAACCAGUUCCACAUACAUGAACCAAAUAAAAACUUGGCUUUUCGGUUCUAGUAAAAAAUGCAAGCAAUAUCACUGGGCGCAAGUCGAUCCGAUGAAGAAGGUCGUAUUCAGCAACGUCCUGGCCAAAACAUUCACAUCGAUGUGUAUGACACCUCUGCCGAUCAUUGGCGAUGCCCUCGGCCACAUGACGGCCAACUACACGAGCCGCUUGUCCUGGCUUUCAGAAGUUAUUGCAUGGAUCAUUGUGCCAAUUGUAUCGCCUAUCUUUGCACUCAUGUGCAUCAUUUUCCUCAUGACUAUCAUCCUUGGGCGUGGCUUUAGAGUCUCGCUACCUUUCUUCUCGUACAGUUCACAGCCCGUCGUCGAGCCAAUCAGAGAGCCUGUAAAAGUGACAGCACGCCAGAAGAAAUUCCUGAAAACUGCGCGUCACAGCAUAAAAGACUCGAACUUCUCGAGGAAUUAUUUCUUGGUGCAGAAGAGCAGAAGUGAGGGAAACUUUCUGGAAGACAAAACCCGCUCAUAUUACGAACGCCACCCAGUAAAGAAGGCCAUCCGCCAACGCAGUGACCUCACUUUGUCGCACUUUGACCAACCGAGGCGGCUCAGGCAAAAGAUGAAGAAGAACAUGUUCAAAGACAGCGAGAGCGAAGAGAGCAGCUACCAGGAUAAGAUAGAAUACAAACAGCCUUCGUCGAAGUUCGUUCCGACUCGAAUCGACUCUGACUGCAUGGAAGAAAGCGAGUACUCAAUGAUCAACUAUGACGAACGGUCAAGCACGAGUGGCCAGAGCGACAUCGCAGUCAUUCCAGAAACGGAGACUGAAUUGGACGAAACGAGGGUUUUGAAAGCAAUAAACUGACAUUCUUUGUUGAAAAAGUAUAGAUAUCAUUCGGUAAAUGGUACAAUUUCUUUACCACCCCCCGUCACAACUCUUUCAAUUGUAAAAUAUUUUUUUGGUUUUGUAAUUUUUUUUUUUAAAUAUUUUAUUUGAGAGUCUUUUUGAACUAGAUCUAAACCGAACGCCGAUUUCAAUCACACCAGGAAGGAUGAAGACUGUGCGGUAUAAAAGGGUGUCAAGGGACGGUGUUGUUAGGUCGAUUG